UUUCCUAAAAAUUCUACUGAGGGUUUUAUCAAAAUUUAGAAAAUGGCUAACACGACGUUUAUUGAAAGCUGGAACGAUAUAAUGCCUUAUAAGAUAAAGGCAUCCGAGCUGGAACAUCCAACGGAAGCAUUUGUUUUUCGAAGUAUUGUUAGUUUUUUAAAAAUGCUGAAAUAUGAUGUGACGGAAUUUGAAAAUAUGUAUACCGAGCCUAAAGAAGUAUUGCUAUCAAAAAGAACAAAUCUAGUGGCUCAUAUAAAUUACUUCUAUCAACUCUGUCUUGUUUCGAAGCAAAGUCAGUUCUUUUAUGUGGAUCUAAUUAAACCUUCUCCAAAGAAAACUGUCCAUGUUUUGAAUAUACUGUUAAACUACCUGUUUUACGUGAAUAUGGUAAAAGAUGAUACGGUUCAGAGGGCGAAUAACUGCGUCGCGAAGUAUCAUGAACUAAUGGAUAAGAUGAAUUUACAGCGAUGUGAAAUGGAAAAUCACAAAAUCAAGAUAAGUAAUAUUGAGCAAAAUAUCUGCCGAAUGAAAGAUCAACUACCACAGUUGGAACAAGAAAAUGAAAAACUACGGGAAAAGCAGAAAGAAGUGAAGGAUAAAAUCGGCAGCCUGAAAUCGGCUGAAAGUGACAUUGAGGAGAAGAUUAUAAAAUUGAAGACUGAUGUAGCUUCUCUCAAACAACGGCGUGUGGUAGAUGAAGAUGCGGCAAUUCUUAUACAAAAAAACGAAGAGCUUGAAGUAGAGAUAGAGGAAUACGGCAAUCAAGAAAAAUCUUACCAGUUGGCUAAUUCCGAGUAUACUACUCUUAUGGGACAAAUUCAACCGUGCAUAUUGACCUUAGAAGAUAUACUUCAAAAUCCGCUAGACGAUUCUUUGAAGGCUCUCAAAACCGAGGUCAACACACUGCAACUAAACUGCAAUAGAUUAGAAAAAGAUUGCGCCAAUAAAAAGACCAUCCUUGAGGCGGCUAUGAAAAAUGCCGAAUCGGUUCGGGCUUACAUUGAAGCCAAACAAAGAGAACUGGAAGCUGAGCGGAAAGUGAAACGGAAGACAGAGCGUAAAACUGUAGCCGAUUUAAGUGAGAAGCAACAGCAUCUUGAUGAGCUGCAAGAAAAAAAAGAUGAACAUUUGGACGAGAUUCAAGCUUUAAAAGAAGCGAUUCAACUCGUCAUGCAAAUAGCAGAUGAUACAAUGAAAUUUUUGAUGCGAGAUCCUGUUAGAACGGCGAACAAAAUUACAUAAAGAAGCCGGCGCUCACGGUGGAAUGGUAUUUUACCAAGCUGAAUUUCGUCAAAGGUGAAAAUUUCUGAGAUGGACUGGAUUUUUUCAACCACUCUAGAGUAUUAGUUUAAAACAAAAAUGAGUACCUAUGCAUGUUUUUUAAAUGUAAUUGAAAAGAAAUCAACGUUUUAGCGUACACCAUGAAAUUUACUUUGCAUAUAUAUAUAAAUAAU
Sabethes cyaneus is the source of this 1454-nucleotide messenger RNA. RefSeq lists its product as uncharacterized. The coding region runs from base 43 to 1242 and encodes 399 amino acids. Lineage: Eukaryota; Metazoa; Arthropoda; Insecta; Diptera; Culicidae. The transcript has 7 exons. The record is from RefSeq and is a predicted model, not a curated record.